CCCCGCCAGAUCAGCUGAUGCUUCAUAAACCACAACUCCCCCCCCCCCAUUGAAGAAGCGUGGUCGAUGAGACCAUUUGACGCGCACCAGUGCAAAGGGAGGGGAAGGGGCGUCUUUGCAGACAAAGCCGCGAGUGAGCAAAUACCUGUCCACCAUGUCGGAUGAUGCUGAGAAGAAUGAGGCUCCCCCAGAACAAGAGCAGCAAGGGAAGGAGAAGGAGGAGGUGCAGCAGCAGCAGCAGCAGCAGGAGGAGCAGCAGCAGGAACAGGAGCAGAAGCAGGAGCAGGAGCAGGAGCAGGAAAAACCUCAGGAGCUGCCACCAUCUCAGUCGCCCCCUCAGAGCCCCCCCGCACCAGAGGCCCCCGCGUCACCCAUGAUGGUGACAGUGACAAUCGAGGAGGAGACCAUGGGGGGCCCACUGGAGAAUGGGGAUCCCGUGGGGCUGAGGGCUGGCUCAGCUGAGCAGCUGGGGAGCACCCCAGACCCACCCACUAGUCCCCCAGCUCGCUCCAAAUCUGCAUCAUUGAAUGACCUGAAGCCCCAGAAUAGCAUCAAUGGUGGCCCCAGGGCUGCAGCGAGGAGCAGCUUGUCUGGGUCUCAGGUUCACCUAGCGGGAGCUGCAGGAUCCCCCCGGGCCAGCCUGAGCCGGAAGCCUUCUGCAGCAGGGUCAGCAGCUGCUGAGGCUGGGGAGAAACCUAGAGACUACAUAUUCAUUGCUGCCCUUUCCUGCUUCUGCCCAAUCUGGCCCAUCAACAUUGUUGCCUUCGUGUAUUCUGUCAUGUCCCGCAUCAGCUUCCAGCAAGGAGACGUCGAUGGGGCACGGCGCCUGGCCCGGGUCGCAAAACUGCUGAGCAUCGUCGCACUGGUCGGAGGGGUGCUCAUAAUUGUGGCCGCUUUCGGCAUCAACUUUGGAGUGUUCCAGUGAAGGUGGUCCUUGGCUGCCACCUUAUCCCUAGCACCGAAAUUUCCAUCUUUGGAGCUGGGAGCCAGCAUGACAACAGUACAUCCAUCCAUUCCAUGUUCCCAUCCAUCCCUGACCCAUGCAAAACGAGAGCACAAGAUGGAAACAAGAGAGAGAGAGAGAGAGAGAGAGAGAGAGAGAGAGAGAGUGUAACUAAGAGCAGACAGAAGAGGGAUACAAGAGAGUGAAAUUGAGAGAAGACUGACAUUUUGUGACACUCAGACAUGUCCCAUACUUCUCAGGCUCUUAGAUACCCAACAAGACAAAACAGAAAAAGAUGAUAAGAACAAGAAAAAGUGGAUAUUUCCAUUUUUUCUUUUUCUGCAUCUUCUCUCUCUCUCUCUCUCUCUCUUUCUCCUUCCAUCCAUUCAGUCAUCUGUUCAACCAUCUUCCAUCCACUGCCAAAUUUCGACAGCAAAUAAAACUCUUUCAAUAUUCCAUGUUUACAAGAAGCUGCCGGAGAAGAGCUCUUUUCCUCAUCCCCUGAGCAGGAGGUGGGGAUCAUGUUUACAUGUUUGCUGGAAACAAUGAACAGAACCAGCACAGGAAAAGAGGAAACACUUCUUGGAUCACCUGCUCCCGUCCGUUGUGUUUACAAAGACAAACAAGGAUGAGGGGGCGGGGGACCAGUGCCCUUGAUUGGUUUAAAAGCUGAUUUUGGUGGCUGGGAGAUGUAGCAAGUUGCUACGCCUCAGGAGAUGUGCUAACAAAGAUGGACCAGCAUAAAUUUGGCUGCAUACAUACUAAGGUGUGUGCGGCCAGAUCCAUCACCCAGCCAGUCAAUGGAAAAGAGAAUGACAAAGGAAUUUGUUAUUGGCUGGAAGGAAGGAAUAGAACCAGCGUCAAGGAACUACAGCUUGGAGCAAAAGAAAUGUAACAAAGGGACUAGUGGAAACUGGAGCGUGACAGUGAGAAUGUGAAAGAGGCAACGGAAGAGAAAGAAUAACUCAAGAGCUCUGUGGAGAAGGGAAGAUACUGACAGAAUGGUAGAGAGUUUUAUCAGAACGGUUAAGGUAAUCUCGAGAUGAAAGAAGGGGAGGGGGAAAAUACAGGCCACGGAAUCAAAAGAGCCACUAGAGGAAAUGAAAUGCUGGUCCUAUGAAUGCACAGGAGAACUGAUGCUGCUACACUUUAUACAAGAAGAAAGGCAUGAAUGAAGCUGACAUUUUUAUUUUAUUCGAUUUAUAUACCACCCUUCCUAAAGUGGCUCAAGUGCUAGACACAAUAGAGAAUAAGAGUGUUAGUAGGCAUCCCAUUCAGAAUCAGAAAGCAUAAAAAGGGACAUGGUCUAAAACUGUCCCCCCACCCCAUUGGACUAUUUUAGUGAUGAAGUGAGUCACAAGCUUUUAGUUUGCACAGAAUUAUUCUUUAAGCAGAGAAAAAGGAAGCUGAACUGGAUAUAGAUACAAGCAGGAAACACCUACAAGUUCACAUAUGGCUACUGAUAUUGCUGAACCUCAGAUGAAUGCUGUUCAGAGAAACUGAAAGCUCAGGCAGGGGUGGGAGGCGGCUGGGAUGCUGGAACAGAAAACAUUCAGGGCAGCUACAGGGCGAACUUGGGAUAGCGGAGGUUGUUAAGAUGGGUAUCUGUUUAUAUCUGUUUAGCUUUUCAUUGUGUUCAGCCAGUAGGGUUCUGAACUGGGAACCCGUUCACCAGUUUUAAGCACAUGUCCAUCUUUGGAAGGCAGAAAAGGGGCCAGGCUGGAAAGGUGUGUAUUACCAAAUAGACUCGAAAUGUGAAGGACAGAAUAUAGGCAGAGGAACAACUGUAUGGAAGCUUACUAAUCAGAAUAUCAGCAAGACAGCAAGGAAAGGGUGUGCAAAAGGACAUACAAAACUAGAAAUAAAGCCUCAAAGAUGUGGUGGGUGGGAGAGAGAGAGAGAGACAGACAGACAGACAGACGAGACUUUUAUCCAUUUGGUCUGGUCAAGGAGCUAAAGAGAGAUGUGCGCAUACAGUCUUUCUGUACAAAAGAAAGGUCUGACCCAGGAACAGCUAUGUUAAAUAUACCACUACAUGGAACAAUGGAAUGGGAAAGUGCUGGACAGAGGAAGGAGUGUGCCUUACACGCACAGAGUUAAAGAACGCAACCCCCACCACACACACACACACACACACACACACACACACUUACUUUUUUAGCAGCCAAAAUCUGAAAAGGAACAUUUGGUACCAGCUGGAACAAAUGAGUGAAGAAUCCACCAAAUGAGAAGUUUAAUGGCUACCAAGUGCUCUUCAGAAUGACAGAUGGAAGGGUGCAUUGGUUAAUUAAAGCCACGGAAGAAUGGGCAUUGUCUAAAAUGAAAUGGAUAAGGCAAACUUGGGAUAAGCACAUACAAGAGGAAAACAGCUUCUGGAGGAAAGAAAGGGAGGGAAGCAGCAAAAGGAAGAGAACUUUUCUAAGUGGAGCAAUGAAAUGGGGAAGAUCACUGGAAAAGAAGUAUAUACCGAUGGCAGGAAUAAGUUGAAAGAGAAGUUAUGGGUGGAAAAAUACUUGAGAGAGCAUACACUCCAUACCAAACAACAAAAAUAUUAAAAAGGGCCUGAUGGACAACCGUGUAUGCUACUGGACAAAAAAAUUGGGGUGAGGGGGGUGGGAAGGGCACCAGCAAAGAAUUGUGUAUGUCAAACACGAAUUUACACCCGGCACAAUGUGACUUUUUUUUUUCCCCCUCAGACUGUUACACAAUAGGGGGGAGGGGGGGAACAGGGUGGGAAUACGGGGGUUGAGUGGAUGUCCUCCCCCUUUAAAAUCUAUGCUUGGGGGAGGCGCAGGGCUUUAUUUAGGGUGAGGGAGGACAUAUUUAAACUUCCUCCCCUUUUAAUCCCAUCUGCACGAAUUAUUAACCUUCCUUCACCCAUCCCUCAAAGAAAAAUUGUCCUUCCUUUGAUGGGUGCAUGGCGUAGAAGGGAGGGCAGUUUUUCCCCCAUCCUGGGGACAGUUAAUCUCCAGGUGGAAGGGGAUGCUGGGGGUGGGGCUGUUGUAUUUUGAUGUCGAAAUGCAAGUAUUCUAUCUGCAUGUUUUUAUAUGCUUAUAUUUGGGGUGGGGAGGGAAGGUUUGGGGGCAUAAAGGAGAAAAGCUCUCGAAAGGGCAGGGAUCAGAAACCUGAGAGGGAAGAGAGUUUGGGGUAGUAUAUGGUGCAAGAUUCAACAUGGAGGGGCCUGGUUUGGAGGAUUCCAGUGAGUAGGAAAUUGGAGAAAGAAAAGUCUGAAGGGGUCAGCUGGGAACUGGGGCCACCCAAACAGAAAAUGGGGGGAGGGGUCAAUCUGGUUGGAAAUUGACAGGUAAAGGAAUACUGACAGAAUUAGGGGACAGAAAGUGGGAUGAUUUCAGAGGGAUUCAGGGAUACCUCAAAUCUCACACCCAGACCAGGGGUUCAGUGAUAAAGAAUAGUCUUAGGGUUCAAAGUAGUCAACACUGAGGGAAGAAUUAGGACUUCACAUUGGGCUCAGCCACUGUGGCUACUAGUCCAAAUCCAACCCACUAUAAGGUAUCCUCCAGCCCUCUUGUGGCCAAUCCAGAGGAAAAAGGAUUUAUGGAGAGGGCGUGGCACCUGUGGCUAUGGGGUUUACCAACUUGGAAGAAGGGCCUGGCCCAACCUUCCUGCACUCCCUACUCAAAGCAAUCCUCUAAGAGACCUAAUGGCUGAGUUAAUAUCAAAUUAGUCUUCAGAAUAUAAUUUAGAAGGAAGAGAGAUGGGUGGUUUUGUUAUUAUUGUUGUCUCAAAGCUACCUUAUCCCUGAAUUUCCGCCCUUUCUCCUUUCUAUAAAGUAAUCUGUUGCUUUCUGUUUUACCUUCAGAAACUGGCUGUAAACCACCACCAGGCCUGGGGGACUAGAGAGGCUGAGACACUAAGGGGGUUGAUGUAAAAUAUGAAAAGAGGGCUAAGGCAUAAUCGGAUUGGAGUACAGCAGGAGAGACGGGGGGGGGAUUUUAUAUUUACACAUAUCAUCUAUUGAAUGAAAACCACAUAACCUAUAUCUUUGACAAAUGCUUGAUAGAUGUUUUCAUAUUUGGGAUUAGGGGCAAAGUUUUGGAUGCUGAAAAGUAAACAUUUGUUUUACAUUUUACAUUUGUUUUACAUUUUACAUUUGUUUUUAAAAUACACCAUUUUAAGGGGUGGGCUGAGGUUUUAGCAGGGGAAAGAACAGGAUGUUUAUUUUUUAUUUCCUUCCCCCUAAGAGAUGUUGAUUAUUCCAUUUCGGAUGAUGUAGUUUAGUUUCUUAGUGCUUUGUGGGACGCCGAGCACAGCUUAGGAUGCAACGGUGUUGCAGAAUGAAUGGGAAGCACCCAUGCCUUGUGCUUCCUGUCUGCCACAACACUUCCUCCCUGGAAGGAAGUAGGAUGUUAAACAUCUUUUCCUCUCUCGGAGAUGCAGAAGCAGGACUUUUGUUGCUAGGAGAACCAAUUUUAAAUCAUGCCAUCAUUUCGACAUCAAAGCACAGUUCAUUGUUAUCUAUAUGGUGCUCAUAAAAUCAGCCAAUGCUUUUGAUAUAGUUGCUGUCCUUAUUUCUUACAGUUUACUUUCUUGCUCUUUGUUCAGGUUCACAUUGUUUCUUCCUGCUAAUUAAAAUGAAUUUAUUUAAAACAGGAAAGGGCAGGGGUCUUUCUGAGCCUGGGACAAAUCAAACCCUUCUGUGCUAGAAUUCUGUUUCUGGAGGGUAGGGUUUGUGAUACAUUACAAAUCCUAAUACCAGUUUGUAUAAAGAAGUGGUGGGUGGGGUGAAGGGAUAAGGGAUAUGGUCAAAUUAUAAACUGCUGCAGACUUUUGUAUGAAUGCAUGAAUUGAGUGAAUAAACUCAGAUGCAUGAA
Messenger RNA from Hemicordylus capensis (graceful crag lizard), 5775 nucleotides. RefSeq names its product proline rich transmembrane protein 2 (gene PRRT2). Gene Ontology annotation, cellular component: membrane. The record is from RefSeq and is a predicted model, not a curated record. The transcript has 4 exons. Lineage: Eukaryota; Metazoa; Chordata; Lepidosauria; Squamata; Cordylidae. Bases 155 to 925 code for a protein of 256 amino acids.